Molecule: messenger RNA, 741 nt
Organism: Didymodactylos carnosus
Lineage: Eukaryota; Metazoa; Rotifera; Eurotatoria; Philodinida; Philodinidae
Source: the annotation of a GenBank genome assembly
AUGCAACGCCUAGCAGAUAACGAUAUGCUGGGUUUACUACUGAAAUCGAGUGAAGUAUUGACGAAAAACGAUCAUAUUCAACAUUUAACAAUUGGUCUUAGCCAUCAUAGUGAUAUUAUAAUUAUAUUUGAUCAUUUUCCAUCCUUACAGUAUUUGGAUAUUUCCACGAACAAACCAUUUAUGAAUAUUGAUGUUGGUGAAGAUAUAGUUAAUGGGACAUAUGAUUUCGACAGUCUACCAUUGAAAUUACUACAAUUAAGAGAUUUUACUUUAAAAACUUACGGUGGUUCAAAUAUUGAUUAUAAAAUAUUUGAGAAGAUUAUUAAAAAUCUCAUAUAUUUAAACAAAUUAAGUAUUUUUUACAUUAGAAGUGAUUUAUCGUCACGGAUUUCUGGUCAUAGAAUUGAUCAAAUGUUAUCGAAUCUUACAAAUUUGAAAGAAAACUUCCCAAAUGUGAAUAGGCUUACUAUUGGUGGUAAAUGUAAAAAUGUUCAAAGAGAUGGAUCCCCAAGAACCACAACCAAAAUAUAUCAACAAGUUGAUNCAAAUCAAGAACCACAACCAAACGCGGAAGCCACGACGGCCAGUCAUCCACUGGUAUCAGCUCUGCUGCGGAGACCCAUACCCGCAGCAGCAGCAACAGCAGCAACAACAACAACAACAACAGUAACAACAACAACAACAGCAACAACAACAGCAACAACAACAACAACAACAACAGAAAAGAAAAAAGAGAUAUAA